Anthostomella pinea is the source of this 1347-nucleotide messenger RNA. NCBI's taxonomy places the organism in Eukaryota, Fungi, Ascomycota, Sordariomycetes, Xylariales, Xylariaceae. The record is from the annotation of a GenBank genome assembly.
AUGUUGUAUCUGAAACUUAUAGUCAUCACCGGGCUCGCCACAUUGGCCGCCAGCCACAGCCUAAGCCCCCGAUCCGGCGACCCGUCCAACAGUGCCGGAAAGGGAUACUCCAGCCAAAGCAUCUGUACAACAUAUGCGAAUCUCUCUACAUACGCCGCUGCGAAGUUGGCUUGGGAUAGUACGGGGGCCGGUCAGUGGCUGAGCUCUGAGCUGGCAGCUGGUGGCGAGCUAGGCUGGCUAGGCACCGCGGAGAGAAAGGUGUUCCCUGAGUAUGGGCCGAGCAACUUGGACGGCUGUCUCAUCGCCGGCGGCGACUGCACCCCCGACCCCAACUGUACCCUAUAUAUGCAGAGAAACCAGGGCCCGGCAUUCUACGUUCUCAGCGCUGUGCAAGGCCUCAACGGCAAGAUGACGUAUAUCCGCGACUCCUUCCAAGACGGGAGCAUCAUAGCCGGGAUCAACGUUGCCGCCAUCGCGCAGAGCUUCAAAACCGACCUCACCGGCGACCAGAACACGCUGAAAUAUGUCGGUGCGGCUUUCUCGACCCUCGGAGGCGCGUUGACCGCCGCGCAGGUAAACCCCGAAGCCAGGGGCGCCAUGGGCAUCCUCGGUGGCCUCUUCAGCGCUGCGGGGGUGCCUAACCAGUCGUACGCGCCCUCCGGCACGGCGAUGACAAACUGGCUAUCGGCGGCAUUCCAGGCCACAGCCCAGAAGGUCGAUGACAUCUUGACCACGGCGCUAGGAGGCCAGGGGAACACGAGCACGUUGCCCAAGAUCGCCACCACUUACAAUACGAACGUGGCCAAUUUCUUCGCGGAGGGUGUAUGGCUCGUCGACGAUGUAAACCAAGUAUUUCGCGAUGCCGUUGCCAACGGCAAGACGCUAUUUAAUAAGAAGCUGGUCGAUUUCGCACUUGACAGCCUCGGAGCCCGUCUCAUUGCCGAUACCGACAUCCUAACGGCGGAGGACUGCACCGGGACCGGCCACCUCUGGCUGGAUGCCAAGGGCACCAACUAUUGUUUCUACCUCACCAGGUUGGUAGGAAAGCGCAAUUCCGUUACAGACUGCAGCGGGGAACUUCUGGACUGUGAGCAUGCGGACUGGAUAAAGGAGGUCGGCGCCGCAUUUUAUGGCAAGUUAACCACGCAGGGACUUGGACUUGAGGUGUACUACAAAGCACUCAUCGACUGUUCCAUCAACGGGAGCCCCGAGAUCAAUAUCGACAGCCUACCGACCGACGGCAGCACGCCUCGAUGCUUUUUCAACCUUCCUGCGAAAAAGAUCAAAUGGAAAGAUCGUCUGCUGGGGCUCUUGGUAAGCAACUCGCUGACUACGGAGGCGUGGUGA